GAAAAUCAGCUCGAGACCAGUCUGGUCUCCAGUGGCGGUGUCCAGUGGGAGCCAAUGGCAUCACUGGGGCAGGAUUUACAGGUGAAGGGCAGGUAUAAAACUUACCUGUGCUGUCUGCAGGAAACAACUGCAGUCAACUGUCUUCAGACGCAAACUGCUCUCUCAUCUCAAAGACAUCAUGCCCAGGAACUCAUCCGCCAGUGUGUACGGAGGGGCCGGAGGAAGAGGCGCCAAGGCAUCCGUGUCCAGUCUGGAGGGCCUGCGUAAUGUCAUGCGUAAUGACACUGAACGGGACUCUCCUGUGCCCGCCGAAGCUCCCAUCAAGCAAACGGCUGCACCCACCAAUAAAGCCGCCCCUCCAGCUGCCCCCGCGGACGACAACCAUACACUGCGAGGCCUGAACAAUAGGCUGACCGGCUACCUGAACCGAGUGAGGCAGCUGGAGAAGGAAAACAAGGCUCUGGAGGAUGAGAUAGAGGAGAUUUUGGCCAGGAGGUCAGCUCCAGAUGGCCGUGACUGGGACGAGGUUCAGAAACCACUGGAUGAUCUGAAGGACAAGAUAAAAGAAAUCACAAAGGAAAAUGCCAAGCUAUUACUGCAGAUUGACAACACUGAUCUAGCCAACAAUGAUUUGAAGAACAAACUGGAUGAUGAGAAGAAAGCAGUGAAGGCCAUAGAGAAGGAUCUGGAAGAACAGAGGAGGACCAUUGAUGAAACCAAGUUGAAAUGUGCCCAUCUGGAAAAAGACAUUGAGCUGGUGAAGACUGAGAUUGAAAACCUGAAAGAUGAACACAAAGGGGACGUGGCAGACCUGCGGGACAGGAUUAAGGACUCAGAGGUCAAAGUUGAAAUCGAAUCAUCUGAUUCCAACUUGACAGAAGCUCUGAACAAGAUUCGCAGCCAGUACGAUGAUUUGGUGAAAAAGACUGAGAAAGAAACAGAGGAUUGGUAUCAGAGCAAAUUCAAGACCAUCAAAGUUGAGGAGGCGAAAAACACAGAAGCCAUGAUGAAAAGCAAAGAUGAGUUUAAGGAUUUGUCAAAGGAGAAGCAACUACUGGAGAUCAAAAUCCAGAGUAUGCACACUACGAUUUACAGUUUGGAGCAAAACAUGAAAUCGACCAAAGUGGAUUAUGGAAUUCGCUUGGGUCCUCUGAACAAAAAGAUUAAAGAUCUGGAGGCUAACUUAAAGGAGUUCAGAAAUCAAGUGGAGAAGCAGCUGGAGAAGAACAAAGAUCUUCUACUGGUCAAGAUGAAGCUGGAGGAGGAGAUCCGCUACUACCAAGAGCUAAUGCAGGGCGUCACUGCUGAUCCUGACAGCUUGGAGUUUUCAUUAGAGGAAGCACUGGAUGAAGAUCAGCCACAGCUCAACAGUGAACCCCUAAAAAAAGAAGCAGAGGAAGAAGUGAAGCAAGAAAGCGCCCCAUCUGACAACAGUUCGAGGCCCCCAGAAAUUGUAGCCAAAACCGAGACCCCCUUCGAAGCACAAACAGCAUCUGAAGUGAAUAACACAGCUCCUCCGCCUCCUGUAAGUGAUGGGACAAAGAAGAAAGAAAAGAAAACUAAGAAGAGUUCAUCUUCAUCCUCAUCUUCCUCAUCCUCCUCUUCAUCAUCAUCAUCCUCUGAAUCUGAGGAUGAAAAACCAAAGAAUGAAACUACUGAAUAAUACUAUCACUUUAAUAAAGCAAU
Molecule: messenger RNA, 1686 nt
Organism: Boleophthalmus pectinirostris (great blue-spotted mudskipper)
Lineage: Eukaryota; Metazoa; Chordata; Actinopteri; Gobiiformes; Gobiidae
Product: keratin, type I cytoskeletal 18-like
Exons: 8
Coding region: 179-1663 (494 amino acids)
Molecular function (GO): structural molecule activity
Source: RefSeq, a predicted model, not a curated record